AUUCACUCCUUGGCAACCUCCGUGGACUAUCUAUGCGUGAUGCAGGGACUCCUUGAUGAGACUUAACGACUUCAUUUAAAUAGUGCCAACUCCGGGUACCACUUCAGAUUACCGCUAACUGGAAGUAUUGUUAAAAAUAGAACAACACGCCGUCAGGCCAACAGUAAGCCAUAGUGAGUCGUCAUCGCUGCACGACACAAUGGCGACCGCAGUCAUUAUCGCCCUUCUGGCUAUUACCCACUCGGGAAUUGCACACUUCACAAAAUUUCCUGAAGGAUUUACAUUUGGAGUAGCUACAGCGUCCCAUCAGAUUGAGGGUGCAUGGAAUGUCAGUGGAAAGUCGGAAAAUGUUUGGGAUCGCUUGACACACUCCCGGCCCUGGAUGGUUGCUGAUGAAACAAAUGGCGACAUUGCAUGUGACUCUUACAACAAGUAUCAAGAGGACGUGAACCAUCUCGCUUACCUUGGCGUGGACUUUUACAGAUUCUCUCUUUCCUGGGCAAGAAUUCUGCCAACUGGUCGUGUUGAUCACAUUAAUCCCGAUGGGAUCCGUUACUACAACGCACUCCUCGAUGCUUUGGCAGAGAAAAACAUUGAGCCGCUGGUAACUUUAUUCCACUGGGAUUUGCCGCAAUCACUUCAAGACCUGGGAGGAUGGGCUAACCCUAAAAUGAUAGAUUACUUCCGUGAUUACGCCGACGUAUGCUUCAGAGAGUUUGGUGAUAGGAUCAAAUCCUGGAUCACAAUCAAUGAGCCUUAUGAAAUUUGUGAAGACGCCUACGGAGACGAUAAAAAGGCACCCGCAAUAGACAGCCACGGUGUUGGAAACUAUUUAUGCAGUGAUAAUCUUCUCAAGGCUCACGCUGAGGUGUACCAUUUGUAUAAUGAUAGCUACAGGCCGCAUCAAAAUGGAAGGAUAAUGAUCUCAAUCAACUCUAUAUGGUACGAGCCCAGCGACCCAGAAGACGCAGAACAAGUUGCCCUUGCGGAAGUGGCUAACCAAUUUAAAUUUGGAUGGUUUGCGCAUCCUAUUUUUACCGAAAAAGGCGGUUAUCCAGAGGUGAUGGUUGAAAAUGUGGCUCAGCAAAGCCAAGCCGAAGGUCUACCUAAGCCUCGUCUAGAACAAUUCGAUGACUAUUGGCUGGAAAGAAUCAAAGGCACUUCUGAUUUUCUUGGAAUCAAUCAUUACACCACUCAUUUGGUAACUGGACCUGGUGUAGACCCAAUAGCAAAAUCUCCUUCCUGGCUUAAGGACAUCGGCGCGGUUACUACAAUGAACGUCGGUGGUGAUUCGGCUUCAGAAUGGCUUAGAGUUGUACCUACCGGAUUUGCUAACUUACUGCGUUGGUGUAAGAGCUCUUACAACGAUGCACCCAUUUAUAUAACCGAAAAUGGUUUUUCUGAUCGUGGUACUUUAGACGACUAUGGACGUAUUCAAUAUUUGAAUGAUUACCUUUCAGCACUUCUGCAUGUAAUUUACGAAGACGAUGUCAAAGUUCUUGGUUAUACUUUAUGGACUCUUAUGGAUAAUUUUGAAUGGCGUGCUGGGUUCUCGGAACGUUUCGGUCUCUACUACGUGGACAUAACUGACCCGGAACGACCACGAACACCGAAACUCUCCGCGGAAUACUAUAAGCAGCUCAUUGCCACCCGUGAACUUCCAGAAGAUGACCGCUUUAAAGCUCCUGCUCUGAACAACAAAUCGGACGAACUUUAAGGAAUAUUGGUGACGUGAUAAAAAACGAUAAUAGAUAUUAAAACAAAUAUUUAUUUAGUUCAUAUAAGAAUAUCAAAUUAUUUACAAUGAAAUUAUUGCAAAUUAGUUAUAAUGAUAAUUAUAAUUUCAUUGCUAUAACAUUGAUACACAUGUUAUAUAUACACUACAGAGAAAACUUGCAUGUGUCAGACUGAAAAGAUAUGUUUGUAAAAUACUAUAGGCUAUACUUAAGAAAUAAACCAUAUUAUAGUUCACACUUAAAAUAUUGUUCAGAAUAUUAUUCGGGUGUGAGUCCCAGAGGCCUGUCCUACAGACGGCGCCGGCGACGCGCAGACGGCUAGCAAACAUGGAAUGUUUCUCAUUAUGUCAUCGCAACAAAAACAUAGUACGUAUUCAAGUUAACGCGAUAAAUCGACU
This is a messenger RNA of Nymphalis io (European peacock), 2134 nucleotides long. RefSeq names its product myrosinase 1-like. Gene Ontology annotation, biological process: carbohydrate metabolic process. The transcript is spliced from 10 exons. Bases 200 to 1717 code for a protein of 505 amino acids. The record is from RefSeq and is a predicted model, not a curated record. NCBI's taxonomy places the organism in Eukaryota, Metazoa, Arthropoda, Insecta, Lepidoptera, Nymphalidae. Gene Ontology annotation, molecular function: beta-glucosidase activity.